This is a messenger RNA of Tarenaya hassleriana, 1823 nucleotides long. Its product is annotated as polynucleotide 3'-phosphatase ZDP. Gene Ontology annotation, biological process: DNA repair. Gene Ontology annotation, molecular function: double-stranded DNA binding; zinc ion binding; polynucleotide 3'-phosphatase activity. Bases 48 to 1604 code for a protein of 518 amino acids. The transcript has 14 exons. The record is from RefSeq and is a predicted model, not a curated record. NCBI's taxonomy places the organism in Eukaryota, Viridiplantae, Streptophyta, Magnoliopsida, Brassicales, Cleomaceae.
CGGGAACAAGGGAGGAAGUAAGAACCCUAAAAGACAUUUCCUCCCUUAUGGUAACCAUCCACAUUGUUCGCCCCUCUCCUCGUUUCCAUCUUCUGAGUCUUCUUUGUUCUAAUCUCCAUUACCCAAAACGGAAUCUGUAUCUCUGUCCCUGUUCUUUUGGAAGAACGACGAACAAGUCGUCUCUGGAGACAAUGCCGAUCACCGCCGAGUACGCGAAAUCGAACCGGUCGACUUGCAAGUCGUGCUCGAAGACGAUCACUAUGAAGACGCUGAGAUUAGGAUUAAUUACCAAGGGGCCUGGUGGGAUCGACAUGACCAGAUGGCAUCACUUGGACUGUUUUCCGACCGAUUCGGAGUCGGUUGCUUCCGCUGAAGAUGUCCAAGGAUUCUCCUCUUUAGAGAAGGAUGAUCAAGAUGCGGUGACGAAAUUGAUUGAACAAUGUGGCGAGCCUGCAAAAGAGAAGCAGGUUGAUGAGAAGGGCGUCGAGAAUGAGCAAACCGCACCAGAUGACAAAAGUAAGCAGAAAAUCAAGGAGAAAGUGGGUUCUCCUUCUCCUUCUGCAAAGAUUAUAGCCGAGUAUGCAAAGUCGAACAGAUCAUCGUGUAAGAAGUGUUCUCAGACAAUCGCGGCAAAGACAUUGAGGUUGGGGCUGGUGACUAGAGACUUCCGGGGUUUUGAAACGACCAAAUGGCACCACUUGGAUUGUUUUCCCAUUGACUCAGAUCCAAUUAAUUCCGCUGAGAGCAUCAGUGGAUUUUCUUCAUUGCAGAAUGAUGAACAGGAUGCAUUAAAGAGAUUGGUGGAACGCUGCGGCAAGAAGCCUGUGCAGGGAGUACAUAAGACUGAUGAAGACAAUGAUGACUUGGGGGCAGAUAAAAAGUUCUCUGAUGAGGCAAUCAAAAGGAAACAUGCUCAGAUCGAGGAGACAGAAGGAACUAAGGUUGAUCAACAGAGCACAAGAAAACCUAAGGCUGAAAUUGAAGCGAAAAUCUCUCUUUCAGUUUCUGAUAUCAAGGACAAGUACAGGGAUGCAAAUCUCUUACCAAAAUGGAAAGCUUUCCAGACUGUAAUAUUUCUCGAAAAGGAUGACGGUCUCCAUGACUCGGAUAAAAUUGCUGCAUUUGAUUUUGAUGGAUGCCUAGCGAAAACAUCUGUUAAAAUAGUAGGGGCGGAUGCAUGGUCCCUUAUGUACCCUUCCAUUCCCAAGAAACUGCAGAGUUUGUAUAGUCAAGGCUACAAACUGGUAAUUUUCACGAACGAGUCCAACAUUGAUCGGUGGAAGAACAAGAGACAAGCAGCUGUGGACUCAAAAAUCGGGCGGCUUAACAACUUUAUCAAUCGUGUGGAGGUCCCUAUUCAGGUGUUUAUAGCAUGUGGAGUCGCUAUAUCUGACGGUAAAGAAGACGUUUACCGCAAACCCAAGACGGGAAUGUGGCAACUCCUGAAGAAUCAUUUUAACUCUGGCAUUGAGAUUGACAUGGAGAAAUCCUUCUAUGUUGGCGAUGCAGCCGGAAGAAAAGACGACCAUAGUGACGCUGACAUAAAAUUUGCCCAUGCGAUUGGACUGAAGUUUUAUACGCCGGAGGACUACUUUGCUUCUUGAAGUGAAGUACAUUAAUGAAGGCCUAAAUGUUUUUGGUUUGUACAUAGCUUUGAUCGCCAUGUUUUGCUUGAACUACCCUGAAAGUCAUCUCUUGCACUGCGCCUAGACCUUGCUUUUGUCUUCAAACAAUCAAAGAUGUUGUCUUUUUUGUAUUUCUGUUGAACACAAACAGUGCCAUCAAUGUUUACCUUUUCCACCUUUUAGGGGUGGACGUCAUGA